This is a messenger RNA of Hyaloscypha bicolor E, 426 nucleotides long. RefSeq lists its product as uncharacterized. The annotation marks the transcript as partial. The record is from RefSeq and is a predicted model, not a curated record. Lineage: Eukaryota; Fungi; Ascomycota; Leotiomycetes; Helotiales; Hyaloscyphaceae. The transcript is spliced from 2 exons.
UCUUCCAGGAUGCCAUACAUGGCAGCCGUGCAGCAAGCAGCAAUGAACUUCGCAGAAGAUGCCAAUACCGUUUCUGCAAGCCUGAACCAACUUCCAGCCGAGACAUCAGCAAAUACCAUCAAAUCGCUAGCUACGACCGCCUUCAACGCCGAGUCUGACGAAGAUGCUCAGAGAGCAGUCCUCGCAGCCGCAGCAGGAUCCGCUGGAAGUGCAUCAAACACCAAGAUCGUGGAGAAUACUCCAACGGUUCUGAAAGGAUUGAAAGCUAUCAUGCAGAAUCCAACAGCCUCGGCUGUCCAGAGAAAUGUUGUCACAAUUCAGAAUGCGAGAAAUCCCAAUAUCUUGCCCAGCAUUACGCAGCUUUCAAACUCGGCGUUGAAAGCUGUUGGGUCGACGAUGACGCAGCAGAGGUUUCCUGCAACUGGG